AUAAGUUUUGCAAACAAUUUUGAUAUUUAAGCAUGGUGAUAAGAAGUAUAAAAGUCAUUAUUCAAGAGCAAUAAUUCAUAUUACAAUUUGUAUUUACAAAAUAUGUCAUAAAACCUUUUAUGAAAUUUAGAACUUUUCAACAUUUUGCUCACAGGGAUUUAGAUAAUUGUUUGAAACAAAAAGCUAAUGUGUUUCAUAUUGAAACAAAAUGCUUCUUGUUCAGUUUAACAAGUUUAAUAUUUUAGUAACAAAGUAGUCUCUAGUUAACACAAUUAAAAAAAUUGUUCCUAAAAGCAAAUACGGUGAAUAUAUGAAAUAAAAAUGUACGAUUCAUUACAUUCUAUAUCGAUUUAAAUAUUUUGAAUCCGAUACUAAACUAUUUGCUGAUAAAAUGCGAUGUAUGAAGCUAAACAGGAAUGAAUCACGAAAAACCUAUCUAUCUAUCUAUCUAUUAUUAGCGUAAUAAUGUUGUAAACAGCACAUUCCCAACAAAAGUAUUUUUAAAUGUAUCGUAAUUGUUUUUAAGAAAAUCAGAUUUUAAGACAUUCAAAGUCGUUUUAAAUGUAAUAAACAAAAUAGUUAAUUUUAAAAAGAUUCCUGAAAAAUGACAUUCACGUCUCCAGCGUUAAAAUAACCUAAUGACUCUGCAAACUAAUUUCAUAAGGCAUGUUACGCCAUUAUAUGUCCAUUAUUAUUUCACUUCCUAGACAAUGUGCAGAGCAUUUUUUUCUUUGAUUACCAUAUUUAUCGUUAUUUAACAAAUCAUCCUUGUAUAACGAGUCAUUUGUAAGCAACAAUAAAACUCCCUACCGCGGUGAAAUCUAAAUUUAGCCACUUGCCUGUCACUGGUUUAUUGCUGCAAUUGUUCAGAGAUUUGCCUCUGAUAGAAAGUGAUAUGUUUUCAUAUUUUAAUGCAUUUUUGCACAAUUUAUCCCUCUUUUUUUUCCUUUCCAUAGCAGAAAUAAUUUUAUUGUUAUUGAAACGUAGCAUUACACCACAUGUUACUCUUUUCAUUCGAAGGAAAACACUAACUGCUGCUAGUGACAAUUUUUCAUGUUUUUGUUCUACUUGUUAAAUUAUGAAUGAUGUUUAGGGACAGAUAUGAACAAUCCGAGAUCCAUUCCCUUGUGUCAAGUAUCAGUUGAAUGGUAUUAGGCUUGUAAAAAGUCCGUUAUUUCAUCUCCAUUCAAACCUUUCAACAGACCCAACUCUACACAGAUGGCUCAGUUUGUAACGGGAAUUUUGUUAACUAUUGUAGCUGCUAUUACAGGAGAAGUAAUUGAAGAUCCUCUAGCAGAGGCUGAAAAAUGCUUUGUUGAGCAAAACAAACUGUAACGUAUUCAUCGUAGAUUGGGCAAAUGAUUACAGGCCUUGUUAUGAACAAGCAGUUGCAAAUAUACGUGUAGUAGGAGCUGAAGUAGGACUUUUUAUGAAGCGUAUGGCGAAUACCUGGAAUUUGCAUCAUAAGUUGGUGCAUAUCAUCGGUCAUGGUCUUGGAGCACAUGCAUCGGGAUAUGCCGGCAAGUGGUUUCAGAAUAGACAAAAGGAGGUAAUUGAUCGAAUUACAGGUUUGGAUCCAUCAGGUCCGUUUUUCAACGGUGUACAGAAAGUUGUGAGGUUAGAUAAAGAUGAUGCUAGCUUCGUUGAUGUCAUACAUACCAAUUCAGAUGGAAGUCGUUUGGUAGGUUAUGGACUAAAGGAACCUAUCGGGCACUUAGACUUCUAUCCAAAUGGAGGCGAACUUCAGCCUGGUUGUGAAACUGAAGUGAAUGAUACAGCUAAGACUAAAACUGAUGUCUUGAGUUACAUGAAGAGUACGUCCUUAAUACAUGAAUUCUAUCAAACGGGAAUCACACGUUCCACAGCCGAGAUAAACACGGGAGUUUUAUCCUGUAGCCAUGCCAGAGCCUAUGAAUACUUCAUUGCAAGUUUAAAUGAACCAGACUGCAGAUUCGAUUCCUUAAUUUGUUACAGCUGGGAUGCAUACAUUUACAAUGAUUGUGGGGCAUGCACUACCACCGCAUGCAUACGGAUGGGAUUUUAUGCUGACGUUGAUGGACGUGGCUUUAGAAACGAGAAAUCGUUGAAAGUCUACCUGGACACCGAAGAUACUUUUCCUUAUUGCUCUCCAUUUCUCACUUCCAUUCUUUCAAGAAAACUAAAAAUUAGAAAAGAUAUGCUUUGGAUUAUUCAAUUAUAUUAAAAAUAUUAUGUUCAAAUAAAUUAAAAUUGGCUCUUGUACCACUUAACUUCAAAAAUAUUAAAAUCCAUACUUCUCUAAAAUAAAUUGG
Messenger RNA from Stegodyphus dumicola, 2291 nucleotides. RefSeq names its product pancreatic triacylglycerol lipase-like. The record is from RefSeq and is a predicted model, not a curated record. Gene Ontology annotation, biological process: lipid catabolic process. Gene Ontology annotation, molecular function: lipase activity. NCBI's taxonomy places the organism in Eukaryota, Metazoa, Arthropoda, Arachnida, Araneae, Eresidae.